Physcomitrium patens is the source of this 3735-nucleotide messenger RNA. RefSeq lists its product as uncharacterized. Gene Ontology annotation, biological process: spindle assembly. Lineage: Eukaryota; Viridiplantae; Streptophyta; Bryopsida; Funariales; Funariaceae. Gene Ontology annotation, cellular component: cytoplasm; nuclear microtubule. The record is from RefSeq and is a predicted model, not a curated record. Gene Ontology annotation, molecular function: microtubule binding.
GUUCUCUUUCCCCACUCCCCCUCCGUCCUCGUCCCCUUCGUCCCCCUGCACCGCGUGGGGCCAAGGCCCGACACAUGUCCAGUUCGAAGAUUGCCUGCCUGCCGUUCCUCUCCCCCUCCCCUCCCCUCCCUCCCCCAGGACCUAUGUUGCUGCAUUCAGUCACUCGUGUUGCAUUGUUUUCGCGGGUUUAAUUGUGUUCCUGUGAUUUGUGUCUUGCUCCGGUCGGUUUGCUUGGAUAUCCACUCGAGGCUGCUUCUGGUAUUUUUGAAAGGACACAUUGAUGGAAGUGUGAGAGUCGAGAGAAUGGGAAGAGAAAAAAAAUUUGAGUCAGCUUGGUGAGGAUGUCAGCUCAUGCGGAACAAAUGCCGUAGUGGAGUUGAGGUUCUGACUGUGUUUUUCUUAAUGUUGGGUUUUUUGAUGAGUAUGAGAGAAAGAGAGAGAGAGAGAGAGAGAGAGAGUGAGAGGUCUGACAAUUAGGACAUGACGCGGAAGAAAGAGAUGUAGGGAGGUGAUUAAUAGGGAGAUGAUGAUUAAAUGGGGAAGAGUCGAAGAAGGAGGGUGUAAUGUGAAGGGAGACGAUGUGAGGAAGGGCAGGCCUGGAGGAGGAGUAUCGCGGGAGUGAUCAAGCAGCAGGCGGGUAAGGGGGAGGUUCAGUGAAAGGUCGAUUGAGGGUUGGCGAUUGUUGGUGCUGCAUUCAUGUGGCAUGGGCGGUAGUGGAAGGUGGUAGAGCUGGAAAUGUGAUUGCUGAUGAGAGGCGGAGGUGGAAUAGCUCCGGUGAUGUGAAUAUUAGUAGUUGGUAUAUGAGUUCUGAGAGGGGCAGGAACGAGCAGGAUAGUAUUGGACUAAGGUUGCCGCGGUGGUGCCUUCGUCUCCCAUUACUCCCGCAGAAAAUGCUCGGGAGAUGCAGACUGAGAAGAAAAGGGAAGCCGGCAAUGUACAUAAUUACGGAAGUCAUCCGCCCGUGGAGAAGGUCAAAGUGGUGCGCAAAUCGCGAACUAUGGAGAUCACGUCCAGGUACAAGAGUUCAAUUGCUUCCCCUUCCCCUCUGGUCACACCUGCAGGAAAUCGUCGUAAUCCUUCGCCUCUUAGUCUCAAUCCUUCUCCUGCCAGGCAACCACCCUCGGCACCUUCUUCUCGCCAGUCUUCUCCAGUUAGAAAGGAUAGCAUUGUUCCUAGUUCCUGUGCCAAAGGACCAUCUGAGAGCGUCGUUCGGCACCCUUCCCCGAACUUGGGGCGCAGCAGUAAUGCGUCCGAGGUUCUGAAGCGUUCUUACUCGACGGAGAGGAGACGACCAUGGCCUGCUGUCUCUCCGCCGUCGGAGAAGAAGACGACUUCGUUGAGCUCCACCACGGAAGGAUUGACCUCGAGCGUCAAAGCUCCGCCGCUGUCCAAAGGUCCCGAAUUGUGGCCCUCCAUGUCUGCAGCCAAGCAGAGUGCAGACUCCAACGAAGACAGUGUGAGUAGCUGUCAGGCGAAGAGGGGAAGGGAGAAAGAGACAACUGGUAAACACCCGAACCACACCCUAAAACCUGCAGGAAAUGGAAAUGGUACUGCACACGUUCCAGGGACUCCAUGUCGAAAAGGCUCUCCAAUGCGGCGUCAGUGCGCUGAUCAAGCUGAGAUUGCUCGACCUACAGAAAAUUCUCAUUCUAAGCUUGACCAUCAGAGGUGGCCUGGCAUGCGCAGAGGAAAGAAUUUUGGUGGAAACAUGACCAGAAGCACAGAUCUCACUGUGGAGAGGAAACUGUCUCUCGUGAGAUCACCGACGAUGACUGGGCAAAGCCGUCCUGUAACUCCUUUGUCUCGAACAAAAUCCAUUUCUUCUCGUAGUUUCAAUCGAUCUGCCAAUGACGGUCCCAUUGCAACACCCGGUCAAGUAGCACUACGACGCAAUCCCAGUCCCAGUAGAAGUAGAACAGGGACGACAGAGAGUGCAGCUCAGGUGAGUGUAGCUAGCAGUGACAGCGAUGAUGUCCAUCCCUGCAGUAAUACUACAUUUCAAGGCGAUCAUGCAACUCAUGCCCGACGGCUUUCACAAGAAUCAGUUGCCACUGUGGAUUCUCUUUCUGUACCUCUUGAGAAUAUGUCUGAUACUGAGAGUGUGUCUUCCGGGAGCUCUGCACCUGAGGUCCGAGUUGGAAGAGGAGCAACCAUUCCUGCCCGUGUGUGGCAGGACAUGAGCAAUAGACUCCGACGCUUCUCUGAAGGGGGUCGAAAUCGAUCAUCAGGCGUUGAUCUUCCUGCAGUCGCUAUUGUUCCUGUUAAGACAAUUAGACGCACCAAGGUGUUGCCCCACCAAUCCGCUGCAAGCAUGCUUAUGAACCAGAGCAUGAAUGGGAGCACAUCUUCCUGGGCUCUUUCCCCUGGUCGAGUGUCGGGCAACUCUGCCCCGUCAACACCACAUCCACCAUCAUCACCUUCGCAUUCGAAGGGCACAUCACCAUCGAGGGGAUUGCCCAGUCCACAGAGGUCGCGGCCUGUGAAUGGAUCAGCAGCAGCGCUGGCAGGCACCGCUCGAAAUUUUGCAGGCACCACUCUGAAUUUUGGGAUAGAUGGUAGAAGCAGAGGAAAGAAGGCACUAACCCAGCAAGAGGAAGCUCAACUGUUGAGAAUCCUCCACAAUCGCUGGCUGCAAUGGCGUUUUGUGAAUGCACGAGCUGAAGCAGUAACGCGUGCCCAGAAAGCAACGGCUGAGAGGCAGCUGUACUACGUGUGGGUCAAGACAUCUGAGUUGCGCACAUCAGUAGCCAUGCAGCGUAUUAAACUUCAGCAAGCACGGCAAGCUCACAAACUUCGCUCUAUCCUCUCUACGCAUGCAACCCAUUUAGAAGAUUGGGAAACAGUAGAGGAGGAGCACUCUAAUGCACUGACGGGUUGUAUGGAAGCUUUGGAAUCUGCAAUUUUGAGGGUCCCAGUAACAGGAGGUGCUCGGGCGGAUGUGCAUGCUGUAAAAGAAGCUCUUUACUUAGCAGUAGAUGUACUCACUGCAAUUGAAGGAUCUGUUUACGUCCUUCUACCUAAGACAGAAAGUAUGAAAGCGCUAUUAUCACAAUUGGCAGAAACAGCAGCUCAAGAGAGAGCAUUGUUAGAAGAAUGUGGAGACCUCCUGUCUGUAGCAGCUUCUUUAGAAGUAGAGGAGCGUAGUUUGCGUACUCACUUGAUCCAGCUGGAAAGGGAAAGACAAAGCUCAUACAAAGCUGACCCCCCGAAUGGUACUUCGAGUAUGUCUGCCUCGUCACAUUUAUUCACUCCAUGAAAGUAGUCCCUGUUGCCUCGUGCAUCCUGCUCGAGAGAAACCUUUUAGUCUUGAACUAGAGCAAAUUGUCAAAUAGGAGGUCUCAGCCUUAUAGGUUUCCGAUGCGGACUGAUUUUUGUGGACAAGCUGAGAAGUGGUAUCACCACUAGGCGGUUAGCCAAAAUGCAUUGUCCCUGUAUCAUGAGGAGGAGACUUCAUCUAAGCCCUGAGAAUGCGUGCUCCUUCAAUAAUUGGUGAUGAAUUCGACAUUAAGACCAGCAUUCGUGUACAAUGCGAUAUUAAACAAAGACCGCUGUUUUCUAGGUCCAGGCUCCUCGGUCUUUCUAGGGUAUUCAUGCCAGUCCCGUCCCUGUUAGCCAGGUUUAAUGCUUCCAAACUGAAAUAUGAAAGACUCAGUAAAUCUCUUGAAACAAUUGCUGACUAAUUUUAGGAGUUUGAAAGUGAGAUAAACACAUGAAUCGGUGUGUUAUUAUGUUGAA